Molecule: messenger RNA, 1569 nt
Organism: Carassius carassius (crucian carp)
Lineage: Eukaryota; Metazoa; Chordata; Actinopteri; Cypriniformes; Cyprinidae
Product: polymeric immunoglobulin receptor-like
Exons: 7
Coding region: 1-1569 (522 amino acids)
Source: RefSeq, a predicted model, not a curated record
AUGAAGAUCCUCCUCAUCUUCCUCACUUUCUACCUGAUCUCAGCUGCAGAAAAAGACAUCGAUGUAACUGGAUAUUCUGGAGGAAGUGUUCUGGUGGAUUCUGGGAAACUUUGGUUCAGUGACUCUGAUAAAUAUAUGGCCAAAUUACCUGAGUGGAGUGUAAUAAUAAAUGAUAUGAAACACGAUAAAUGGAUUAAUGAAGGACGAUUCACACUUUAUCGAAACAGUGAGGGAAACCUCAUGAUCUACAUCAGAGAAAUAAAGACACAAGACGCUGGAAGAUACGCAAUUGAUGUUCUUCAGAACCAGCGCAUAUAUGUGACUGUGAAUGUGAAAGAGGAAGCUAAAGUGGGCGUGUCUACAGUGAGCGGUUCCUCAGGAGGUCGUUUGAUGAUCAAGUGUGAACAUCCUCAAUACAAAACCAACCCAAAAUACAUCUGUAAAGAAUCAGACAGAUGUUCAGAGAGGAAGAAUCCAGGAGUUCAGGGUGAAUGGAUGGAGAAUGGAGAUGUUUCUUUAUAUGACGACACCAGAGCAGGAGUCUUGAUGGUGUUUUUUAGAGAGCUGAAAGCUGCAGAUAAAGGAACAUACAGGUGUGGAGUGAAAGUAUCUGACUAUACUGAGAGAUUCACUGAGAUACAGCUGAGCAUCAGACACGAUGUAAACUAUCCAAAGCGUGUGACUGAAUCUGUGUAUCCUGGUGGAGAAGUCAACAUCAUCUGUCGGAUCCCAAAGGAGCAUAAAGUUCAUUUCUGCAAAGAGGAUGAUAAUCACAUCUGCCAAAGCAUCAGCUCAUCUAAAGUGACAGAAAUGAGUGGUUCAUCAGAGAGAAAUGAAGAGAGAGUUGUUACAGUGAGCAUCAGUAAUGUGAGUGUGAGAGAUGCUGGAGUUUACUGGUGUGGAGCAGAAACCAGAGACACACAUCUGACUUUCAUCUCCCUGAACACUCAAAUUCAGCUCAACCUCAUCAUGGCUCCAGUAGUGAGAGAUGAAGGAGAAUCAGCUGAGAUCAUCUGUCCUUAUGAUUCAAUCUAUAAAUCAAAGCCAAAGUCUCUCUGUAAGGGGAAGUGCUCCAUUAGAGACAGAAAUCCUCUCAGUGAGACUGUGAGAGAAGAGAAAGAGACCAAGACUGGCAGAUUGACUCUGAAUGAUGACAUCACUGCAGGUGUCUUCACUGGGACCAUCACUGGACUGACAGCAGAGGAUGCUGGGAAAUACUGGUGUGCAGUGACAUUAGAAACAGAGCUCAAUUAUCUUUACACUCAUCUGAUCGUCAUCAUGAACGAGGAGCUGAACUUGACUAAGUAUGAAGGAGACGACGUGUCAAUCCAGUGCAAACAUCAUGAUGAAGAUCAGAAAAGCUUCUGCAAAGCACAUGAAGCCUCCAUGUGUGUGAAGGAUGGAGUUUCAUUGGAGACGAUCAGAGAUGAUCGAUUCUCUUUCAGUGAUGAAGGAUCUACUGGAGUCUUUACUGUGAACAUCACUGAUCUGAGAGAAGAGGAUUCUGGGAUAUACUGGUGUGGAGCUCACGUCACCACUAAAGUGCAUUUAAAUGUCAAAAAGGACUAG